CCUUCCAUUUCAGUGUAUAAUGAACUCAAUAUUUGUCAUCCACCCCUGCGCAUAAUGCACUCAAUGAGUGCUACCGCAACAGCGCCUUUCAGACAGACAACCUUAACUGUCUCCUCUCUUUCGAGUGCUGACCGCCAUACAGAGAGUGUUACAUUGAACUGAGUGUGCUGAGUGCAAGCCAGUCGAAAUGGCAAACGAAGGCAAAUAUGUCCGACCAGUCGGUUCCCUAUCCGAAGAGGGAGAAAUUUUGAACGACGAGGAGGAGAAUUUGAUCGUCGGUGGCGACUCAGCUAGCAGGAAUACGUCUACAGACCAUCAAGCCGAUUCAAACAGUGAUAGUGCUGACGACACCAGUAGCAGCUCAGACAGCGAAAAUUACGUUUCUGACAUCGGUGACAGCAACGCCACAGAAAAGGUCACGUGUAUUACUAGCCCAUCAUCAGGCACAGCUUCUCAGGCUUCGAACUACAUCGAAUCUCAUCUCAUUCCUGAAACUGUCUCGGUUGGAAAUACCAGUAGCGAUAUAACAGAACAAGCAAGAAACACGGAACGAAUGGACCGGAUGGAAAAAAUGAUCGCUGGCAUAAAUGAGGCUUUGAUGCGUUUUCAGCCCACACCCAGAACCACUCCCAGUGAAAGUCAGGACAACAGCUGGAACCUAUCCAACGAUGUCAAUUCUUGCACAAACUCCAGCGGAAGUAACUCCUCCAGCAUUCGAUGGGAACAUAUAAAACCGUUUCUAGUGGCAUCGCUGCCAACAAAAUGUGGGAGGAGUGGAACCGCUACCUCGAAAAUUUCGAGAUUGCAGCUUCGCUCAGCAACAUGA
Molecule: messenger RNA, 826 nt
Organism: Armigeres subalbatus
Lineage: Eukaryota; Metazoa; Arthropoda; Insecta; Diptera; Culicidae
Exons: 2
Coding region: 188-826 (212 amino acids)
Source: RefSeq, a predicted model, not a curated record